Messenger RNA from Daphnia pulicaria, 1445 nucleotides. RefSeq names its product 2-(3-amino-3-carboxypropyl)histidine synthase subunit 1-like (gene Dph1). The record is from RefSeq and is a predicted model, not a curated record. Gene Ontology annotation, molecular function: 2-(3-amino-3-carboxypropyl)histidine synthase activity. Gene Ontology annotation, biological process: protein histidyl modification to diphthamide. The coding region runs from base 106 to 1353 and encodes 415 amino acids. Lineage: Eukaryota; Metazoa; Arthropoda; Branchiopoda; Diplostraca; Daphniidae. The transcript is spliced from 4 exons.
GUUUGGGAGUUAUUCCGUCGUCUGCUGCUCAACACGUUGUUAUUUCUGAAAAGUUCAUUCCUUCGUUGCAAUUUAAGAUUAAAGAUUUGAAGCUAUCGAAACAAAAUGGAAGAAACGACACCAAAUAAUAUUUCAAAAGAUAAAAUAGCUGAAACAGCCUUGGUCUCACGAGCAAAUCCCGACCGAAAAGUGUAUGGUGCGACGGCAGGAAAAAUCAGGGUUAUGAACCAGAUUCCAGAUGACAUACUGAACGAUAAAAAAUUAGCAGCAGCAAUAGAACUUCUUCCAAGUAAUUAUUCCUUUGAAAUUCAUAAAACGGUGUGGAGAAUCCGCCAAGUUGGGGCUAAAAGAGUAGCUUUGCAAAUGCCAGAAGGGUUGCUCAUGUUUGCUUUGACAAUCUCAGACAUUAUAGAAGAGUUUUGUCAAGCUGAAACUGUGAUAAUGGGGGAUGUUACCUAUGGAGCCUGUUGUGUUGACGAUCGAACAGCCAUAGCUCUAGGAGCUGACUUAAUGAUUCACUAUGGACAUUCAUGUUUAAUUCCAGUGGAUCAGACUAGUGGAAUCAAAAUGCUUUACAUUUUUGUUGAUAUAAAAUUUGAUUCACAACAUUUUAUUGAAACAAUUAAGCUUAACUUUGACAAAGAAACCAGAUUGUCAUUUGUGAGUACCAUUCAGUUUGUGGCCUCACUACAGAGCUUGGUGAUGCUGCUUAAGACUGAAGGAUAUAUUGCCAGUACACCCAAAUCUUCACCAUUGUCGCCAGGUGAAAUUCUGGGCUGUACGUCUCCUUCAAUAGACACAGACGUCAUCAUUUAUCUUGGAGACGGAAGAUUUCAUCUUGAAUCGGCAAUGAUAGCGAAUCCAGAUUGCAGAGCAUACAAGUACGAUCCGUACAACAAAGAAUUCACCCAAGAGUUUUAUGAACAUGACCAGAUGAAGACCAACAGAAAAGCAGCCAUAAACACAGCUACAAAAGCCUCUAGAUUUGGUUUAAUUUUAGGGACACUGGGCCGACAAGGAAGUCCAAAAGUGCUGAACGAAAUCAAAGAGAAAGUGCUGAAAUCGAACAAGGAAUUCGUUACCAUACUGAUGUCGGAAAUAUUUCCGUCCAAACUAGCGCUUAUGCCCAGCGUCGAUGCAUGGGUUCAAAUUGCAUGUCCAAGACUUUCGAUUGAUUGGGGUCUUGCUUUUGCCAAGCCACUUUUGACGCCUUACGAAAUCAAUGUGGCGCUGAAAGAGGUGGAAUGGAAGGAAACGUACCCCAUGGAUUUCUAUGCCUAUGAAAGUUUAGGAGCAUGGACACCCAAUUACAAACCAAAAUGUGAAAAGAAAAAAACUGUCGACAGAAAAUGAAUUUAGGUCCUCUUCUGCACUUACCUCUCGCACUUAUUUUCUUGGGAAAUGAGACCUAGGAACGCUAGGAUCACCCGACUGUACAGUCCUUC